Nothobranchius furzeri (turquoise killifish) is the source of this 1380-nucleotide messenger RNA. RefSeq names its product unconventional SNARE in the ER 1 homolog (S. cerevisiae) (gene use1). The record is from RefSeq and is a predicted model, not a curated record. Gene Ontology annotation, biological process: retrograde vesicle-mediated transport, Golgi to endoplasmic reticulum. Gene Ontology annotation, molecular function: SNAP receptor activity. NCBI's taxonomy places the organism in Eukaryota, Metazoa, Chordata, Actinopteri, Cyprinodontiformes, Nothobranchiidae. Gene Ontology annotation, cellular component: SNARE complex; endoplasmic reticulum.
CGCCUCCUCGCUUCAGUCGUUUGACGUCAAACUGCCGCGACACUGUGAACAUGGCUUCUAGGUUGGAGAUAAAUUUUAUUAGAUUGCUGUCUCGAUGUGAAUCCAUGGCUUCGGAGAAGCGUGGGGAGACUGAAUGGAGGUUAGAGAAGUAUGUUGCUGCCCUGGAGGAGAUGUUGGUGGCUCUGAAGAAAAGCCAAAGCAAACCAACACAAGAGGUCCUGGCUGAAUACACAAGAAAAGUCGGUUUUCUUAAAGGGCUCCUGGAGGCAGAAAAACUACCGUCACCAACAGAAAAGGCUCUAGCCAAUCAGUUCCUCACCCCUGGCCGCAUGCCCACAAUAGCCAAUGAGAGGAUGCCUGCCAGCAAAACAGUUCACAUGCAGUCCAAGGCUCGAUGUACAGGAGAGAUGAGGGCUGAGCUGCUUGGCACGCAACCUUCUAGCAAAGAUUCAGAGCUGAGAAACAGAAGGAGUCUUCCUGUGGAUGAGCGUCAGUCUGCUGCUGAGCUGGACGCCAUCCUGCAGCACCACCACAACUUGCAGGAGAAACUGGCAGAGGACAUGAUUAACCUAGCCAGAAACCUGAAGAACAACACUCUGGCAGCACAAAACAUCAUCAAACAGGACAACCAGACUCUGACCCAGUCCAUGCGUCAGGCGGACAUGAACUUUGAGAAGCUGAGGAACGAGUCCGAGCGCCUGGAGCAGCACACCAAGAAGUCCGUAAACUGGCUGCUGUGGCUGAUGCUCAUCCUGGUCUCCUUCACUUUCAUCAGCAUGAUCCUCUUCAUCCGAAUCUUCCCCAGGCUCAGAUGAUGACUGAACACAAUGUCGAACUCUUAUGUUGCGUUUACAAGAGCAACAACUAACUGUGUAGUCCUAAGAGAUCCGAUUCGAAACCAGAAGAAGCUGGAAGCCCUCUUCUUACUCCUUUGAAACAGCUGUUGUUUUUUUUUUCCUUAACACAACGGGGCAUGAAGUGAGAUGAAGAGCUACUUGAAGGGGGGAGUCGGGAACAAGUCAAAAUGCACAAACAGGAAGUUAGCCUUAAUUAGUUUAAUCCCUCAUCAGUGCGUGAGCUCUGAAGUUAGUUCUUUCCACUGUUUGUCGCUUGGAGCGUUGUUGAACCAGCCACCAUCAGAUUAACUCCUUCCUGUCUAAAGCAUCUUCUAAACAUGGGAGGAGUUUCAUCCUUAAGCUGCAUCUCCUCAUUUUACUAUAAUCAUAGCUCCGCUCAUCACACUAACUGUUGACUUGUAAUGAUGCACGUUAAAUGGGAGGUUUAUGGAUCUAAUGGUGUGUGUGUGUGUGUGUGUGUGUGUGUGUGUGUGUGUGUGUGUGUGUGUGUGUGUGUGUGUGUGUGUGUGUGUGUGUGUGUGUG